AUGACCGCCUACAACGACAAAAAACCCUUCGAUCUGAUCAAACGCGGCGAGAAAGCCCCCACGCCCGCCGGCACCCUAACAUUCACCACCCUCCGUCUCCUCGACCUACCCAUCCAACACGCGCUCCUCACGCUCCCCGCCGGGCUGGGCAUCCGGCUCCUCUCCAGCCUCGGCCUCACCGCCAUCGCCUCCCUCUCCGCGCCCGGCAGCACACUCUUUCACACGGGUCUCCCCUUCCUCGACAACCUCGCCGGAAGCGGCGUGGGCAUAAUCCUCCUAGCCAUGGCCUGCGGCUCAGCCGCGAAGCAGAUAUACUGGCAACUGCGUCUAAGCCAAGAGAGCUUCCCGCCAGCCGCCGCAACGGCCGUGAGUUUCUACAACACGCUAGUCAAUUCCGCGAACUCGUUGCUGUUCAUGGCGCUGGCGACGACGUCCCUGCGCUCGCAGCCUCUGCUGUCGAUCCCCCUGCCAAACUUCAUCUCCGAGUCGAACGCCCUGCUGCCGGCAAGCGUAGUAAUCGGCACAGCCCUCUACGUAACCGGCCUAACCAUCGAGACGCUCGCCGAGCACCAGCGCGCCCAGUUCAAGGCGCGCCCGGAAAACAAGGGCAAGGUGUGCAAGCAGGGCCUAUGGUCGUGGGCGCGCCACGUCAAUUAUUUUGGCUACAGCCUGUGGCGCGGCGGGUACUGCAUGGUGGCCAGCGGCUGGGUCGGCGGGCUGGCCAUGGGCCUGUUCCAGGGCUGGGACCUGAGCCAGCGGGCCGUCGCCACGCUGGAUGCGUACUGCUCGGACCGGUACGGGCAGCAGUGGCGGCAGUUCAAGAUGGAGGUGCCGUACCGGAUCGUUCCGGGCGUCUACUAG
This is a messenger RNA of Anthostomella pinea, 861 nucleotides long. The record is from the annotation of a GenBank genome assembly. NCBI's taxonomy places the organism in Eukaryota, Fungi, Ascomycota, Sordariomycetes, Xylariales, Xylariaceae.